AUGUCGCUCGCGUGGCUCCGCAGCCACGCUCGCAAUCGCGACCGCGGCAACUCGCGGAGCCGAUCCAACAGCCAGCGUCUCGCGGCGCAGCGCGCGCACCGCCAGUUCGCUGGCGCCGAGGCGUACGCGCCCCGCGUGACGUACGAUAACUCGUUCGUGGUGGACAGCAGCGUCACGUCCCGAGACGCCAACUGGCUCACCGACGAGCAGUACAAGCGCCAGUAUAUGCGGCUCGGCUGGGAGGUGGCGCCGAUCCGCAAGGACGGCAACUGCCUCUUCCGAGCGCUCAGCGACCAGCUCUACGGACACGAGCGGCGCCACCUGGAGCUGCGCCGCCGUCUCGUGGACUUUAUCGACCUCGAGCGCGCCUUCUUCGAGCCGUUCGUGGCCGGCGAGGGGGUCGUCGAGUACUGCGCGAGACUUCGGGAGGCCGGCGCGUGGGGCGGCCACCCGGAGCUCGUAGCGGCCUCGAGACUGCUGGGUGUCAACAUCAUCGUGCACACAGGCCCCGUCAAGCGACUGCGUAUCGACACGGACAAGUACGCGCGCACCAAGGAAGGCAAGGGCAAGACCAUCAACCUGUUGCUCAAGCACGACCACUACAGCAGUCUCCGCAAGAGGGAGAAGCCCAUCGAGCAGCAGCACGGAUGCUCCGACAUGUGUCUGUGCCGGCGAGUCGUGGCUCCUUCCCGGGCCUCGCUCGACUCCCGCGCGUCGCUGGGCGCUCGUCCGUCGGACCUGGGAUCGAGUUUCGUGGAGCUGGAUCGACGUAGCUCGCUCGGCUCGCGUCCUGUAGAUAUCACGUUGGGGCCCGACAAGCGUCCUCGGAGUCUGAAGGGGGCGUAUGGACGCAAGCCCGUACCCGAAGCCAGCAACAACAGCGGUGAGGGCAGUCCCGUGCGCAAGAAGCAGCAGAGGGCCCCGCUCAAGAUCAAGGCUCGAGCACCGGAGAAGCCCAAGGCGCCAGCUCCUGCCCCGCCAGCUCAAGCUGCGCCUGCCAAGCCGAGAACGCCAGCGCCCGCCGCGCCGAGCAGGCCAAAAUCGCCAGCACCGGCACCACCGGCCAAGCCGAAGACACCAGCUCCUGCUCCGCCAAGCAAGCCGAAGACGGCAGCGCCCUCUCCGCCGAGCAAGCCGAAGACCGCCGCUCCUGCUCCGCCCAGCAGCAGACCGCAGGCACCGGCACCAGUUCCGCCCAGCAAGUCUCGACCGGUUGCCCCCGCGCCGUCGCCAGCUCCGCUGGUCAAGCCUACCCCAGUUGUGCAGACUAUGAAGCCCAAGGCAGUCUCUCCUCGACCGAAGGCCAGGACUCCGAUCCCCACUCCUCCGGAGACGCCGAAGAGUGCGGGCGUUGUGCUCUUCCAGCCGGAGUCGUUGAAGCCCGUCGUGAAGCCGAAGGCUCCGCUGGUGGUGCUGUUCGAGCCCGAGAAGUCCCCCGUGUCGUCCCCAGUCUCCAAGAAGGCCACCGUGAACACGGCCACCCCCACGAAGCCCACAUCCACCUUAGUGCUGGACGUCGAAGUGGAGAAGCCCGAGUCGGUCCCAGUUAGCAAGCCCAAGGUUGCCGGUGUCCACAAGCCUCGCCGCGCCGUCUUCAACGGCGGGCGGCGUCGCCGUUCCAGCGCAGCCGCGUUGGCGCUGAUGCAGGAGGUGUCUAUCAGCCUCAACACUAGCCCCGAGCCCGUGGCUGCGGCUGUGGCUCCUGCUCCUGCUCCUGUGGUGAACCCGCCCACCCCGCCGGUUCCGCCGGCCCCGCGCUCAAUGGCCAUCAAGAAGUCGAGCAAGAAGGUUUUCCACCAGGGUCGCCCCGUGUCCGCUGCGUGCUGA
Molecule: messenger RNA, 1827 nt
Organism: Phytophthora sojae
Lineage: Eukaryota; Oomycota; Peronosporomycetes; Peronosporales; Peronosporaceae
Product: OTU ovarian tumor-like cysteine protease
Exons: 1
Coding region: 1-1827 (608 amino acids)
Biological process (GO): protein deubiquitination
Molecular function (GO): cysteine-type deubiquitinase activity
Source: RefSeq, a predicted model, not a curated record